This is a messenger RNA of Enterobius vermicularis (human pinworm), 585 nucleotides long. The record is from the annotation of a GenBank genome assembly. NCBI's taxonomy places the organism in Eukaryota, Metazoa, Nematoda, Chromadorea, Rhabditida, Oxyuridae.
UUCCAUUUGGCAAAGUGGCAUUAUGCCGCUGAGAUGAUUUGCAUAAAAAAAGGAUAUUCCGUUUCUGAAAAAGUUUCACACCAAGUUAGAAGUAAACUCUUCUAUGCAUACUCGUUACCAUUUAUAUAUUUGGCAUUCUGUUUGCUCACUCUUUUCACGCUCCGUUCCUGUCUUUAUGCGACAACUUUCAGGAAGACUGUUGUUAGUUCAAAGCCGUAUUAUGCGGCUCUUCACAUUCUCCCACUGCUUGCUCUGACACACUUUCUAUUUGCUGGUUUACUGUACUACACUUUCCCUUUUAUAACGUUAGUAAGUAGCCUAAUAAUAAAUGCAGCUCAUAUGGCAGUAGUUCGUGGACGUCGUAUUGGAACUGUUUACAAGAAAGCUUUCUUGCGUAUGAAGAACGUUGUGAUGCUUUUUAUUCAUAUGGCUCUUUUCGGGUUUUCUUUGGUUGUGUUGAUGCUCAAUUUCUCAUUCCCAAAACCUUUCUUGGUUACUCCUCUUCUAUUUGUUCCUUUGCCGUUUCUAUAUUAUUGUUUUACUGCUGGAUUGUCUCAUCCAAAAUUUGUACAUUAUUUCCCCUAG